Messenger RNA from Salvia hispanica, 1332 nucleotides. The record is from RefSeq and is a predicted model, not a curated record. NCBI's taxonomy places the organism in Eukaryota, Viridiplantae, Streptophyta, Magnoliopsida, Lamiales, Lamiaceae.
CCGAACAUGGAUUUACCAUCUGAGACAGAGGCAUCACAUGAGAUUUCGGCUGAGAAUCUUCUCAAGUUUAAUCUGCUACCCUACGAAAAUAUGGGGCUCGACAGAUCAAGUAUACCGAAACUAACAUCUCAUUCCGAGAUCAUUCAAGAGCUGUUGUCAGAAAUUCCGGAGGCUAGAGACGCCUCCGAGAAUGUGACCCGUUUAUUUUCGGAUUGCGCGAGUGAGACUGAGGAACCAUGGUUGCUCGAAGAUGCUGUCCCUAGCUGUCUCGAAGAUAUAACCAGAGAAGACAUGGAGAUUGUUCUUCUUGGUACCGGUUCUUCGCAACCCUCAAAGUAUCGAAACGUUAGUUCGAUUUUCAUCAAUUUAUUUUCCAAAGGAAGCAUACUCUUAGAUUGUGGUGAUGGAAGCUUGGGACAGCUAAAGAGAAGAUUCGGAGUCCAAGGUGCGGACGAAGCUAUAAAAGGUUUGAAAUGCAUCUGGAUUUCGAACUUCCACGCAGAUCACCACACGGGCCUUGCAAGUAUCCUUGCUCGACGACGUGAUCUGUUGAAGGGAUCACCACACGAGCCCGCCCUCGUCGUUGGCCCGUAUCAGCUCAAUUGUUUUCUGAACGACUACCAGAAGGUCGAGGAUCUGGACAUGCGGUUUCUCGACUGCUCUCAUACAACCGAAGAUGCAUUGGAGGCUUUUGAUUCGAACAAAGGGAACCCGACCAAUCACACGAGCAAGGGCAUCGAUUCAUCUCUGUGCAAGAUUCUCGGAGAACUUGGAUUAGAAGCGCUGGUGAGCUUCUCUGUCAUUCAUUGUCCUGGAGCUCAUGGCGUCGUGCUGCAGGCUGCGAGCAGGAUCAACAGCGCCGGUAAAACCAUUCCCGGGUGGAAAGUCGUCUACUCAGGCGUCACCAGACCCUGCCCGAAACUUGUUUGGGCUGCCCGCCGCGCGACCGUGCUCAUUCACGAGGCGACCUUUGAAGACGGGAUGAUGGACGAGGCGGUGGCUCGGAAACACAGCACGACGACGGAGGCAGUGGAAUUGGGGAAUUAUGCGGGUGCGUAUAGGAUCAUACUGACUCAUAUCUACCAGAGAUACCCGAAGAUCCCGGAGUUCGAUGAAGCAGGGCAUAUGCACAAAACGUGCGUCGCGUUCGAUAUGAUGAGUGUCAACUUAGCGGAUGUUCAUGCACUGCCAAGAGUGCUGCCAUAUCUCAAAGUUUUGUUUAGAGGUGAAAUGACACACUUGAUGACUGAAGAUGUGUAAGCUUAGACACUGCACUUGUUGCUUGCUUGUGAUAUUUUUUUUAAUUUAAUGAAGCCACUUUUUAUUAUUUCA